Messenger RNA from Arachis stenosperma, 468 nucleotides. RefSeq lists its product as uncharacterized. The record is from RefSeq and is a predicted model, not a curated record. The transcript has a single exon. NCBI's taxonomy places the organism in Eukaryota, Viridiplantae, Streptophyta, Magnoliopsida, Fabales, Fabaceae. The coding region runs from base 1 to 468 and encodes 155 amino acids.
AUGGCUGCUUCUAUGCAGGCCACGAUUGAGGUAUUAGGGAAUCAAGUUUGUAAUGGGAAUGAUAGUAACGGUGGUAAUGGGUCGAUGAAUUUAGCAACAUUCCUGAAGGUGAAUCCACCUGCUUUCUGCCAAACGACGUAUCCUACUGAGGCGGACAAUUGGUUUUUGGCUAUGGAAAGAGGCUUACAAGCGCAACACAUACCUGAAGACCAAUAUGUCGAAUUCGCGACUUAUCAGUUAAUAGGGAAAGCACAAUUCUGGUGGCAGGGAGCUCGACGUCUAUUAUCGCAAGGCGAUGCCAUGAUAGCUUGGGACACUUUUAGAGUCGAGUUCUAUAAGAAAUAUUUUCUGAGUUCAGUGAGGGCGGCCAAGGAAUUGGAGCUUAUGCAGCUGAAGUUGGGUUCUAUGAUGGUGGUUGAGUAUACCAGAUUAUUCGAGGAGUUAUGUAGGUUUUCUCGGGUGUGUUAG